CUCGUUUACUGAUUUUCACCCGGAAUACAAGCUGGAAUUAAACGGACUUUCCUGGAAAUUGACGAUUGGCCUUAAGAGUUUGGAUUUCUUGAAUGAACUACAGAUCAAGACACCACUGACCUUUUCCAGGAUUUAAACAUGACACUUUUUUAACACAACGGUGCACUGAUCAUCAUGCUGCAAGUUUUGGAUCCAAACUGAGUAAAUACACACUUUGACCUCCUGAUCCAUACAUGUUUUGGCAGACAGUUUAAGACACACUGUCACUACUGUUUCCCAUGAUGUGACUGGCUCUGGAGGUGACCAUCUCACCUACCAUGAUGGAAUCUGCUCUGUCGCCUUUCACAGACCCUCUCCACCUCAACAGCUAUGUCAAUAUCAGCAACAACAGCUGGAGUGACCUCCUCGACGCUGACUCACUGAGGAGCAAUCACACCCUAAACCUGCAUGGCCACUUCCACAGCGCCCUUCUGGGGGUCUGUCUCGGCCUUCUCUCUCUCGUCACGAUCAUAAUGAACCUGCUCGUCCUCUACGCAGUGAAAAGAGAGAAGAGCCUCCACACGGUCGGGAACCUCUACAUUGUCAGCUUGUCUGUGGCAGAUCUGAUCGUGGGGACCACAGUGAUGCCUCUAAACCUGGUGUAUCUGUUAGAGGAUGAGUGGAAGCUUGGACGGGCAGUCUGCCAAUUUUGGCUUAUUAUGGACUACGUGGCAAGCACAGCUUCAAUCUUCAGCUUGUUUAUUCUGUGUUUGGACCGGUACCGCUCUGUCAGACAGCCGCUCAAGUACCUGAAAUAUCGAACGAGAGGUAAAGCCAGCGUGAUGAUUUCUGGUGCCUGGCUGCUGUCAAUGAUGUGGAUUAUUCCAAUUUUAGGAUGGAGGUCUUUCACACAUGUAGACCUUAAACCCGAGGAGGAGAACAAGUGUGACACAGAUUUCCGCUUUGUCACAUGGUUUAAGGUUAUCACUGCCGUCUUCAACUUCUACGUGCCCUCAAUUUUGAUGCUGUGGUUUUACACGCACAUCUACUUGGCGGUGAGGCAACAUCUCAGGGACAGAGAGAGAAUCAUUCAUCCGACAGACUCAUUUGGGGAGAAUGAGAAUGGACAACAUGCCCAAUCGGCAGUGAAAAAUGACUCCAAAUCACCCAACAGGAGACGUGACAUUCCAAUGAAACUCUCUAAAAAACAGCGCUUGUUGGACCAGAACACUCUAGAUCAGCCGUAUUCCCUGGAGGAUGCUGAUAGAGCUAAAACGGCUUCAUGUAGAUCUCACAGAAAAAUUGGUGUAAAGGGCCAACAGACAUCAUUGCUUGCCAUGACAACUAAACGACUCAGAAUGGCACAAAAGGUCAAAAAGUGCUCUCUGUCUCCUGAGGAGAAGGAGUCAGACAUUCCUUUAAGUCGACCUUCGGUGCCACAGGACAUAAUUAGCUCAGAGGGGAAUAACGACUACAAACUCCAAACGUCUUUGAACGAAUGUCACGUCACAGUGCCAAAGUCAGUGAGCGGCGUGUGUGAUAUCAGUCAGGUUUCAGACGUGCAGAGAUACACCUCUGUGCUCGACAACAACUACGACCCUGGUCACGCUCUGCCCUGGACGGAGGAAGGGGUCGAAGAUGCCAAAUUGGACCCAGCUAACGCUGUGACUCUGAGGCAGACGUGGCAAAGGUUUAUUGACCAAUCACGUCAGCGUAUCCAAAGCCUGAGGAUCCAUAAAGAGCACAAGGCAGCCAAGCAGUUGGGUUUUAUAAUAGCUGCUUUCUUGCUGUGUUGGAUCCCGUACUUCAUAGCUUUCAUGGUCAUGGCGUUCUGCAGAGAAUGCGUACACCACGACUUGCACAUGUUCACCAUAUGGUUAGGUUACAUCAACUCCACUCUCAACCCUUUUAUAUACCCGCUUUGCAACGGCAACUUCAAACGAGUCUUCAAGAAUAUCCUCAACAUUCAUUUGUGACAGAUAGUGACAGGCAGAGCAAAGAGGCAGAACAAAAUCAUGGGUGUCUAAAUGCUGCUGACAUUCACAGAUAAUUGGAGGGGACGGCUGUUGCAUCGAUUAAAUGUCUUUAAUACCCUUGCAUGGGUGAGCUUUUUCAGUGUAGAUGAAACUGUACAUGUAUUUUGAGCGUCAUUUGUUUUUAUUUGUUUUAAAUCUGAUUUUUGUUACUCACUGCCCUCUGAUUCAGACUCAUGGCAACAGUUGAGGGUAAUGUCUGUCUUAAAUGUUAUUUAUUUUGUCUAUGUUAUGCUAAUGAUAAUAAAGUGUGUCUAAGAGCAGAGACCUUCAAACUCAAAAGAAUUUGACCUCUUACCCUCAGAAAACAUGACCACGAGUCCAGUGUAUUGGCUCUAGUCCAGGGGGGAGGAAAACUAUGUCUAAAAUGUGUUUUUAAAGAAAAUAUUUUUAUUUAUUUAUUUAUUGUUUUUUGCACUAUCAAUGUACAGAACCCAAAAUGUAACAUGAUACAAAAACAUUUUUGCACAUUUAUGAGCAACUGCCAAAUUGUUUUCCCAUCAUUAAAACAGGAUAUGGGACAUUAGUUGUCCUUUUUCAUGUCAGUCCAGGAAAAACAAAAAUCUUGCCAAGGGUAAACUCUAAUCUGUAACCCCAGGGACAGCUGAUCUGGGAUCUGUGAAGUUGUUCCCUUAUUUCACCCUUCUUUUAAGAGUUUUUAAA
Plectropomus leopardus (leopard coralgrouper) is the source of this 2675-nucleotide messenger RNA. It is a transcript of the gene hrh1, whose product is annotated as histamine receptor H1. Gene Ontology annotation, cellular component: plasma membrane. The record is from RefSeq and is a predicted model, not a curated record. Gene Ontology annotation, molecular function: histamine receptor activity; G protein-coupled acetylcholine receptor activity. Gene Ontology annotation, biological process: positive regulation of MAPK cascade; adenylate cyclase-activating adrenergic receptor signaling pathway; positive regulation of vasoconstriction. NCBI's taxonomy places the organism in Eukaryota, Metazoa, Chordata, Actinopteri, Perciformes, Serranidae.